Molecule: messenger RNA, 2714 nt
Organism: Protopterus annectens (West African lungfish)
Lineage: Eukaryota; Metazoa; Chordata; Ceratodontiformes; Protopteridae
Gene: ORC6
Product: origin recognition complex subunit 6
Exons: 7
Coding region: 95-877 (260 amino acids)
Biological process (GO): DNA replication initiation; DNA replication
Cellular component (GO): nuclear origin of replication recognition complex
Molecular function (GO): DNA binding
Source: RefSeq, a predicted model, not a curated record
UUGACUCCUCCCUUGUCCGUUUUACCGCGAAAAAGGAAAGGACUGAAGCUAAUCUGAAGUUUUAUGUGUAUAGUAUUUGUAGUAAUAAGUUGUUAUGGAGCGGGAUUUAAUUGAAAGAUUUGCGCCUAAAUUGGGUAUUACGGCUCCAAGAAUAGUAAGAAAAGCAGAGGAAUUCUUGCGCUUGUCACAAAUAAAGUGCACAGGCUUGUCUGCACACACAACAGCAACCAGCAAUGCAGUCAUGUGCCUGGACAUUGCAGCAACAUCUCUGAAGCACCCACUGGACAGAGAUUAUUUGAUCAAACUUUCUGGUUUGAAUAAGACUGUAUAUCAGAGCUGCCUGAAGUCCCUUGAAUGUUUGUUGGGUUUGGACUCUAACUUUGGUAUCCGCGAUCUAGCUGUGCAGUAUGGCUGCAUGGAGGCUGUGAACAUGGCAGCUGCAGUACUUCAGAGAUAUGAAGCUAGCCUAUCUGAUGCACAACAGAAUGACCUUGAUUUAUCAAAGCCUCUCUUCACAACAGCAGCACUAUUCACAGCAUGCAAGUGUAUGAAAAUUAAGGUGGAUAAAAAGAAACUGGUUGUCACAUCUGGUGUGAAGAAGACCAUCUUUGACAGACUUUGUAGCCAGCUGGAAAACUUUGGACAACAAAUAAAAAAUACUAAUGAAGAACAGGAUCAGCAACUCGAUAAAGAGAAGAGGCCAAAAACAUUGCUGGAGAGGAUCAGCCAAGAAGAAGAUGAUGCACCGGUGAGUAAACAGCUGAAGGCAGCAGCUGAAUCGGAACUGAAAGUGGAUUAUGAAGAAUGGAAGAAAAAAAUCCUAGAAAAUGCUGCCAAGACAAAGAAGGAAGAGUUCUCCACAAACAAAACAUUUUAACUGGACUCAUCCCCUUCAGAAAUACCCAGAAACUAAUUUUACAGUUUGUAUGAAAGACAGUGUGGACAUUGCAGUUUUUAAAUAUUUUAACUGUGAGAAUGGCAGCCCAGAUUAGAAUUCAGAUGCUUUUUAAAUGAAGUAUGCAAUCAUUUAUUAAGCCAUCAUCUGAGUGGCUUUUAAAUUAUAAAUGAUGCAAGAUCAGCUCUUAUUAAUAAAAGUUGUCAAGAUCUGCUUGCAAAAUAAGAGUUUUCUGGCAUUUAGAACAUUUAUCUAGGUUUGGAGGGUUGUUCAUGUUGCAUUUUAACUGUAGUCAUUAUCACACCCCAUACGAGUCUCGUGAAAUGAACUUUAUUAAAACCUUGGCAUAACCAUCUCUAUAAAGCAAGGGGUUUAAGUUUGGUAUUUCUUGGUCAGGAAGUAUGUGAUGGUGAUACUUAGAGUGUCUAUUACCACUGACAAAUUGCAGCUUCUAAAACUCACAAAGAUAAAAGAUCACAUGUCUUCUGAAAGUGCUGUGUUGAUGCAUCCUAAAAAGAGAAUUUGAGCUCUGAAUGUAACUCUUUCCAGAGAGCUGCUCCAUUCAUAUUUUGCAUACGUAUGCAUUCUGCACUGAAAUGAGUGGCACAGCAUAACAGUAACAAGUUUAUCUGCAAGGGUUGCAGUUACUGCACAUCUGCCAGCAGUUGACAUACAGUGGGCUCUUCGAUCCUUGAGGAGGAGUAGAAGUUCCUUGCCAGUAUCUGCCAGUGUUAUGUGAGGCAGGCUUAGAAAUUUGCAAGGUGUUAUUUUUCUUAUUGCAAUGUAGCAAAUUCAUUGCCUGUAAAUUAGUAGAUUUGAAAGUUUUAUUGCAUUUUAUAAGUUUUACUUUGUUGUGUGUACUUUUUAUGGUUGUUUACAGCUAGAAUAUAGAUCAGACUGAACUUUUGCUGAAGACAAGCUUUAUGGGUAACGAGCAUUUCCUGUUAUUUGAGUUGUGCAUUCACUGCAUUUUAGUAACCAUAAGGCAUGUAAAAUACAUGAAAAGCAAGUUUCACUGUUAAUGUGUAUGCAGCCAUCCCUGCUGGUCUUUCAAACAUGCUUAUCUUUUAUCAGUGGAGACGAUAGUUGGCAGAAAAAAUCAUGUAUUUCAAGUUCAUUCAGAGCAUUUUGUCAGGGGAUAAGAUUGUUAAUCUGAAAAACAUGUUUUCCUGUUUUACAAACUGCUUCAUGUUGUACCUUGUCUUCAUCCAGUAAAGCAUGUUAUUUCAUACCUUGUGAAAAGUUUUGAAUUCUAAAGCACUACCAUAAUCCUCCAAUUCCUGAUAUGAUGGAGACCGAAAUCUGCAGUGUACAAAUACCAACGUAAAGUUUAUUUAAUAUGUGGCCCUUAUACAAUGAUCAUGUCCUCUUUUGUACAGUUAUAUUUACUGCACUUUUUUUUCAAGUAACUUUCCUUUAAGCGUUCUUAAUACAGCUAUUAUAUGUGCAUCUGCAGAGACUCCGGCUCCAUUACUUGAAAUUGGACUUGCUAUGUUCUGAAAAGCAUGGAUUGCAGUCUCUAUACUGAUUUAGAACUUCAUGGUAACCUAGCUAUGUUUUUAAUAUUUGUUUUGCACUUGCAUGCGAAGCCAUACUGGGUGUUAAAUUUUGAAAGGUGAGCAGAUUUUUGGCUGUGCAACAUACAGGUUCAUCCAACUGUUAUGCAACAUUGUAACAGUCACAACGGCAGUAGUAUGCAUUUGCUGCAAAUAUUUUAUGCUGGUAAUUUUUUCUGUUGUUUGAAAGAACCAGUUUGGACUUUUUCAGUCUGGUUCAGAUUCUUUUGCAAUUUUAAAUUAUUAAACUAAUCUUUUUCUAA